Molecule: messenger RNA, 993 nt
Organism: Malaya genurostris
Lineage: Eukaryota; Metazoa; Arthropoda; Insecta; Diptera; Culicidae
Product: angiopoietin-related protein 6-like
Exons: 6
Coding region: 20-967 (315 amino acids)
Source: RefSeq, a predicted model, not a curated record
GAAGCUGGGCGCUGCAAUAAUGGGAUCACUGAAAAGCAUCAAGUUUUUUUAUAUAAUAGUGGCGAUGCUUGGUUUACCAAGUACCGAAAUAUCUGCGAAUGUCUACUAUUCGCCGACACAGAUGUUUUCAACCAAGAUGGACCAGCUAGAAGAAAAGAUCAUAACCCGAUUUGAACAACACAUGGAGCUUUUUGAACAAAGAUUGGAGCAGAAAUUGGCGCAGCAGUUUACCGCAAUGCGGAAGUCUACUCAAACUAAGUGGCUACAACUAGACGAUAAAUUUGUCGAAAUGAAGAAGACGAUUGCUCAAAAUUCCGGUGCAUACUUCAGUUCCUGUCGGCUCGUUCCAUCCGAGUUCAGUAAUGUCUUCAUGAUCCGCCCGGCGGGACUCAAUACGCAACCCUUCCUGGCAUACUGUGAACAAGAUUUCCUCGGAGGCGGAUGGAUCGUAAUACACAAGCGUUUCGAUGGAUCAGUAAAUUUUACCCGUACCUGGGUGGAGUACAAAGACGGCUUCGGAGAUCCGGAUGGGGAGCAUUGGAUCGGUCUGGAUAAGAUUCACAAGAUAACACGAUCCGGUGACUACGAGCUGCUGGUGGUGUUGAAGGAUUUUGACGGAAAUGGCAAAAUUGUGCUGUAUGAAGACUUCAAGGUGGACAAUGAACGAGCAAAGUUUAAACUAAGACUGGGGCAGUUUGUCCAUGGAAAUGCCGGAAAUUCAUUGGAUUUCAGUAACGGGGUAAAGUUCUCAACAUACGACCAAGACAACGAUCAGCACCAGGAAGGAUCAUGUGCUGAAUUUUACGAAAGCGGAUGGUGGUUCACGGAUUGCAUGAACGCAAAUUUGAAUGGACUCUACCAACAAUACGAUCAGGCAAACAAAACCAUGAACUGGUUUGGAUUCCGGAAUGACCUUCAAGGUCUCAAGGAAGCGUCAAUGAUGGUACGCGAGAAAGCAAAAAUAUAAUGCUUCGAAUUUGUUUUGAUACAUAA